Messenger RNA from Spodoptera litura, 2523 nucleotides. RefSeq lists its product as uncharacterized. Gene Ontology annotation, biological process: regulation of DNA-templated transcription. Gene Ontology annotation, molecular function: zinc ion binding; DNA-binding transcription factor activity; sequence-specific DNA binding. Lineage: Eukaryota; Metazoa; Arthropoda; Insecta; Lepidoptera; Noctuidae. The record is from RefSeq and is a predicted model, not a curated record.
UCCAGCCACACGCCACCCGUGUUCGGAAAUCUUUGAAUUUCGAAAAUGAAAUCGGCCGCGCGAUUUCAAUCCCGUCAAUAGAAGAUGCCAGUGUUCCGCUCGGAAAAUAUUUUUAGAGCAACAUUCGUCAAAGACUGUUAUAUAAAAACUGUUAUAAUGAUGUGUCAGUAGCAGAGACAGUAAGCGUAGCAGUGCGGUAGUUGCAGCGUCGCGGUUUCAGUUUGCGUUUUCAGUUAUACGUCACAUGUAAAUUGGACGCGGCGACAUUUCGUUUGUUUGUUUUCAUCGAAAGUGACUGGACUGUGACAUUUGAAAUCGAUAGUAUCCGUAAUUGAAGUACCACGUAUGCGGGUCGCUUUAGUGAAAUUUGUAUUGACUUAAAAAAUUGGGAGCAAAUUAUUUGAUUGUGAAGUGACAGUGGGAUUUUUCGGAAAACUGCAGUUGCCCAAUAUUGUGCACACACCAAAGAUAUUAAGCCAAUCGCAGUACUGGGCGAGGACCUCUCUCAAUAUGGAGGUAUGUUCUCCGUCUCCGUUCAUGAACAAUACGAUGAACCAAAAGUGCAAAGUAUGUGGAGAACCAGCGGCCGGGUUCCAUUUCGGCGCAUUCACUUGUGAAGGAUGCAAGUCAUUCUUCGGCCGCUCCUACAACAAUCUGAACUCCAUCACGGAGUGCAAGAACAACGGAGAAUGUGUCAUCAACAAGAAAAACCGGACGGCGUGCAAAGCGUGUCGACUGCGCAAGUGUCUGAUGGUCGGCAUGUCCAAGUCUGGCUCCCGCUAUGGCCGCCGCUCCAACUGGUUCAAGAUCCACUGCCUCUUACAAGAGCAACAGCAAGCUGCGCAGUCGCAGUCUCCUCCGAGAGUGCCGCCCUCCCCCCACCCGCUUGCUCCUCCUUUCCCACCUCAUCUGUUCCCAGCGCUCGCUAGACCGAGAACUAAGGAAGAACUUGCUCUCCUCGGCUUAGACGACUACAAGCCUCCAUGCUCGGCAUCUCCAGACUCACACAAAAGCGGGUCAUCGCCAAAAUUAGAUGAGAAAUCUCGACUGACACAGUCGCGGCCACCAGAAAGACCGCUGACUCCGCCUCGAGAUAGCUUUGUUCCACUCCACCUCGCCAACAUCGCCUCCUUGCCCCACUUCCCCCACUCGCCCUUCUUACCACCGCCGCCGUUCAGCCCGUUCGCCCACAACCACCCUCUGUUAUUCCCGCCAGGCUUCCACCCCUUAUAUUCACGACACCUCCUAGAUCAGGCAGCGCUAAGACAAGCUGCUGAGAAUAACAAUGACGUCAGAAUCGAUGACCACAAUGAGCGGACAGAGUCGUCGAAACGGUUCUUCCUAGACGAAAUCUUAAAACAGCAACGGUCUACACAGCCGACUCCUCAGGAAGAGGUUAUCUCUGAAGCUGAGUUCGUUCCCACACCGCCGGCUGAAAGGAGAACCUCAGAAUCUCCGUUUCAGGAAAAUCCUAUGGACUUGUCUGUGAAAUCUGACGGCAGGUCGAGUUCUGCGCGUCGGAGAUCUGAUGAUAGUGAAGUGAUAGUGCCAGACAAUGAGGACGGAGAAUCAGGCAGCGCAGCGGCGUCCGCGAGCGAGGAGGAGGACGUUUCAUAUUCACAAAUAAAGAGGAUCAAGCUGCACCCUCUGGACCUCACCACCAAAGUCUGACGUGAGACGCCGCGUCACCUAGUGCCCUUAUAUAGACUGUAUUAAACGUCAGUGAAAGAAUCAAAGGCCAGUAUAGAGGAAUGUGAUUUUUGUUUAAGCUCAAACAGUCAAUUGUUUGAUUUGUUAUCGCUUGAAAGAGUCUAUCCAAAUACGUAUAAUAAGUAAUGUUUAGUGAAUACAAUGUUAUUGGUACUUAACGAGCCCGGUUUGAGGUUAUGUACAAAACGAAUGUAAAUAAAUAAAUUAUUCUUUGACAAUGUAAGUUAGGUUACUGUAGAUAAUGAUUAUGUUUUUGGAAAUGGAGACAGCCGGGUGUUGCAGCAUUCCAUUCAGAAUCGUACAUAUUUUUGUAUAAAUGUUUGAAUAUAAUUUAUUUCUAGUAGAAUUUCGAAGUGUUGUUUGAGGUUGUAAUGUGUUACUUCGGGUGCAUUGUGAAUCCUUUUUAUAUUCCUAAGUCUUCGUAUUUCUAUCGGUAGCUAAGUUCUAUUAUAUAAUCACGACUGUCGACUGUACUGUUACGUUCAUACAAAUACUCUUAUUAUCUCUUUUUGAUUAAUAUAUUGACAGUGUUGAUAAUAUUUAUGUAAAGUCUUUAUUUCUCUUUUCAUUUCUAUGAGAUACUAGAGAAAGAGAUGGUAAGAGCCAAGGAUAUACUCGAUUGUUACACGAACAUUCCUAAUUUUGCUCAAUAUUGUUGUUGUAAUCUCCUAAACAUUUCCAUUUACUCAACGUAGUGAAAUUAUCGACACAUUCAUACUCAAAUGUAAUACUUUGACAAACGUGUUUUUUGUAAAUAUAAAUAUAGGUAGAGUGUUUUUUUAUUUCAUAAACAAAUGUUUGUAAUGAAUACAU